Molecule: messenger RNA, 738 nt
Organism: Notodromas monacha
Lineage: Eukaryota; Metazoa; Arthropoda; Ostracoda; Podocopida; Cyprididae
Source: the annotation of a GenBank genome assembly
AUGGCGCCGCAUACUGUUGCGAAGAAGGAACCACCAGCCCCGGUGCUCGAAGAAUCUUCAGCAGAACCACGGUGCUUGAGCUCCAAGAAUGACGCUCCCAGUUACUGGGACGCGGACGAAGAGGCGUCUUACGCGUCCGACCUCCGGUCCUCCUCCUACCUGGUGAUCAACAACCGCCACGGGCGCCCUCCUGCACCACACCCGCCCGCCGACUCAUACCCGGUGUCCUCUCAGUCAUCUCACUACUGGCCUUCAUCUACUCAAAUGGACGACUUCGAGCCCUCCGACCCCGGGAUGUCCAUCGUCACUUCGGGGGUGUAUUACCCGCCGCCGUCACCGCCACCAGCACCCGAACGAGACCCCGCGUGUCUCAAAGACAUCAACUACGGACCUGGGCACGAAAAGUUCCCGUCGUGGCCGAUGCCACCGGCCCCGGUCAACAAAAGCAGCAACCCCAACGGCAGCCAGCGCACAAAGUCCUGGACUGACCAGACCGAGUACCCGAAAGAAAAAGCCCGACCUUACUUGCGACCGUGGAUGGUGAAGAAGCAGCCGGUUUGGGCGGAACCCGGUUUGCCUGAUCCCGGGGAUUUCCCAGCGCAAAAGCUGAGGCGUCCGAGGGCGCCGUUGCCGCCGUUGGACAAAGACGGGCGGCAGUACGGGGACGUGGAUUACAACCUGCCGUCGCCGCCGGAGCGGGAUUCUUCGCACAGGGAGAAAUGGCGGGAGCCGGACUGA